Molecule: messenger RNA, 619 nt
Organism: Anastrepha ludens (Mexican fruit fly)
Lineage: Eukaryota; Metazoa; Arthropoda; Insecta; Diptera; Tephritidae
Exons: 3
Coding region: 137-469 (110 amino acids)
Source: RefSeq, a predicted model, not a curated record
CAUAUGAGAGAAAUAGUCAACAACAAAUAGCAGCGUCCAUUUUGACAACUCCAGCAUAGAAAAUUUUGUGGAAAUAUUUUUCUGUAAAAAUAUUAAUAAAUAUUUUUGUAUCGCAAUAAUUUCAAUUCAACAAAAAAUGGAAUCAACUAUUAAAACUAAGAGAUGCUCUGUGAAACUCAAUAGGCUGUCGUAUGUCGGCAUUACUCCAGCAGAGGUACAGGAACAAAUUUUGGACCAAAGAAUACGUCGUUGUGCAGUACGUCUACAACGUUGCGCUGAAACUGCUAUUUGCACAAAGGGGAAAACAGAUGGUAUUGUCGGUAAAGAUGCAAAAAUGCGUCGCUGUUGCAUUCGUUUACCCAGGUUGAAUUUAGUAAGAAGCGAGUUAUCAUCGCGCGCCGGAUCUGUUACCAGUGCUCGAAUUCUAUCUGAAUCAGAGCUAGAUGAAUCCGAAAUCGUGGAUCACUAAUCGUAAUCACACUUACCAAAUAUACUGACAAUUAAAUAAUGGAAAUAUUUACCUUUUUAAUUUUCAUUUAACCCAAACUUUAUGAAAAGAUAUGUAUAUUAUUUGAUAUGAAUACAAUAUAAAAUCAGCGCAAGUAUUUAGCUAAAUAAA